Molecule: messenger RNA, 7466 nt
Organism: Neoarius graeffei (lesser salmon catfish)
Lineage: Eukaryota; Metazoa; Chordata; Actinopteri; Siluriformes; Ariidae
Gene: paqr4a
Product: progestin and adipoQ receptor family member IVa
Exons: 3
Coding region: 1533-2375 (280 amino acids)
Cellular component (GO): membrane
Molecular function (GO): signaling receptor activity
Source: RefSeq, a predicted model, not a curated record
AACAAGACGGAACAGAUUCGUUGUCGAUUCGUUCAUCGCUGCACCGACUCGAGUGUAAACCGAGUGAUAUGGACGCCGGUAGAGAAGAUGGCAGAAGAGAGGUGUUCGGGGGAUUUUAGGCAGAUUGGAGGUCGAAAUUUGCUUCGAGGAUAAUCACACAGGAAAGUGGGAUCCUGUGACUGUGUGUUUUUGCGCCAAGUUCCUUUCUCCGGAGUGAAAUCAAGCGAGUCGGGGAGUGUGUUAUGGUUUUUGCCCGGCUCCAGUUCGGCCCAUAGCGGCACACAGAACCGGGCAUGACCGGCGGCUUUGAACUGUACCACAUUUUCUGACUUCUUCAUUUUUUUUCUGUAGGAAUAUUGAUUAAAUCUCACGUCAUGAUUUCGCCAGUUUGACCGAAUCCGCUAGCUUUGGGUUAGCAAAUGCGGCUACAUCUUACUGUUAGCUAGCUAUGUGUGUGUUUGUACGCGUGCGCGCGUACCUGCGUGCGCGUGUACGUGUGUGUGUGUGUGGAGAGACAGCCCGCUUAUGACUGGAUGUGAUUGAAUGGAGAUUUAUUUGGUAUUUUCUUUUUAUAAAAGAAUAUUUUUGAAGCGUUAAUAUUUAUGAGAGAGCGCGUUAAUGAAGCUAAUCUCAUUCAAUUUACAUCGGAAACUUGAACUAACUUGAUCAGAUUAAAUAAAUAAAUGACCUCGGUAUCGUUCCGUAAAUCACUGGAAUGAGUUAUAAUUGUUGGUUAAUUACCGUGUUAUAAACGGAUAAUUAAUUUGUGUUCACCGAAAUCAACUCUUCAGUCCUUGCUACGUUUUAUUACUUUCGUCACUAAAGACUUAAGAUGUUGUUUGAAAGGUUUUAAGUGGAUCUGAGGUCACGGUGAACAGAAUAAACUUGAAGGUUGUUAUUUAUUAGUAUUAUUCGUAUUACUAGCAUCACCACAGCAGGUGCCGUGAAUGUGAAGUCAGUCAAGCUAAACGGAUGACAAAAACUUUCCCGAUUUCAUUAAAUUUUAAAGUUUUUUUUUUUAAAUCAAACUUGCCAGCCAAGUGGGUAGUUUAAAAAGGAAGGAAAUAAAUAAAUAAGUCAAUUCGAGUAGAAAGUAGUGUUUUUUUUAUUAUUUUUAUUUUAUGAACCGUCCUUUCGUCCCAACAUGCUAAUGUUGCUAAUCAGCGUUUAUGCAAAUGACCGUGAGGCGCGAGCUCGUCAGGAGUCACAGGUUAGCCUGUAGCUAGCUGUCAGAGUUAGCGCUCUGCUCUGUGGAGAUGUGUGAGGUUUUUCUUUGUAGGUGACAGGUGACUUUCUUUCUUUUUUUUUCUUUUUUUUGUUGAAAACAAAUCAGUCAUUUGAUAUACUUGUGGCUGAAGUCAGAAAAAAAAAACAGCUCGAUUCGUAUUUUUUUGGUAAUUUUUCCUCAUCCGGCUUUUCCUCAGCUCACCAUGGCCACGGGAACGCGCUCCACCACAUCCCCAUGCACGCGCACCUCUCACCAGUGUGUUUAAUUAGCCCAGACUGGGAGAUCCUCCAGUGUGCUGUGUUGUAUGUGUGUAUGUGUUUUGUGUGCAAUGGCCUAUCUAAAUGGACCCAGAUUACUGGACUGGGCGAACUCUCCUCCUCACCUCCAGUUCAAUAGAUACGUCCUGACCGGAUACAGACCCAUCUCCUCCAUGCAGGACUGCAUCAGGAGCCUGUUUUACCUGCACAAUGAGCUGGGAAACAUCUACACACACGGCAUCCCUCUGCUGUGUUUCUUGGUGCUGCUCCCCCUCAACAUGCCUUGGUCUCAGAUCAGUGUCACGUGGCUGGGCGUGGUCCACUUCCUGGCCUGUUUGUCUCCUCAGCUCGGCUCCGUCCUGUAUCACCUAUUCAUGAACCACGAGGGCGGAGAACCCGUCUACAAAAAACUACUCACCUUAGACAUGUGUGGCAUCUGCAUGAUUACCACGCUGGGUGCUCUGCCCAUUGUCUACAGUACCUUGCUGUGCUACCCGUGGCUACGCGGCACCGCCCUGCUGGCCUACAUCGCUCUGUCUAGCUACGCCAUUUACUGCGCAGUGACGGCGCGGAGCAGCGUGCGUCGUUUGCGCUCGUUUGCCGGCCAGGCGCUCUUUCGUUUCUUCUUCCUGGGUCUGCGGUGGUUGGGCGUGGGCGGGGGAAGCCCUACAUCGCUCCGCCACUUCCUCACCAUGGAGGCGCUGGCGGUGUCGGGCGGAGUCAUCAACAUCGCCCGUGUGCCCGAGCGCUUCUGCCCGGGUCUCUUUGACUACUGGUGUAACAGCCACCAGAUCAUGCACGUGCUGGUGGUUGGCUCCAUCCUUUCACUGCACUGGGGCGUCCUGGACGACCUGCUAUGGAUAAACACCUACGACUGUCCGGCAGACUGACCUCCGAUUAACCUCUGACCUCUGGGGCGGGGUUUUCCAAGGAAUCAUACAACUGGACUGGAGAUUUCUUUCUUUUCUUUUCUUUGGUUUUGUUUUUAGAAUUUGACAUGCAUCAGGUUUUCUUUAGACUCAGGGAGGGGUCACGAGCUCUGACAUUUGACCUCUGACUCUUGUUUUUAUCCAGGGGGUUUGUGAUUCAUAGGAUUCAUUUGCAAACUUGGAUUCCUAUGUAGAGCUCUGACCUUUGACCUCGGGGUGCAGAUUAUUGUUCAUCCUCGCAGUUCAACAUGCAUUAAGCACUGGGGGGGGCAGGGAGUGUGUGUGUGCGUGUGUGUGUGUGUGUGUGUGUGUGUGCGUGUGUGUGUGUGUGUGUGUGUGUGUGUGUGUGUAACACAACAUUUGACCUCUGACCUCAGUUUCUGGGGACAGUUUUAAUUUUUAAAAUUUUUUUUUGGGGGGUGGGCAUGGACUUGUAUGUUAAAGACAUGACAGAUCGUCAUGUGUGUUCAGAAGUUCAGGCGUGUCCGUGUCCUCAAAUGCAAGAACGUACUCCUGGAGUUGCUGGGAGACAGACGGAUUGCGUACGCACUCUGAAACAUUAUAUAUAUAUAUUUAUAUAUUUACACCAGCCUUCAGAGCAUUAACUUUAGGAACCCUGAUGUUUUUUGUUUUCGUGUGGAGCUGUUGAAACGGGCGGCUCAGAAAAAAAUGUUUGCAUCGCACAAUGUGCAUUUGCAUUGUACAGCCACUCAUCGCUCACAGCAGCUGGUGGAAAGCAUGGCUUCUGGAAAUGCACGCUCUGCUCUGAGGCUACACACACACACACACACACACACACGAUGCACUACUAUUGUAAAGUAGUGAAGUCCACACUUGAAUUUAAGCAUAAAGAUAUAUUUAAAUAAUUAUACACAUCCACAUCCACCUCUCCUCCCUCGUUAUUUUAUCAUCGCCGCGCUUUCUACAUUUUUUUGUUUUGUUUUUGUUUUUUUAUUUCCUGUCUUUCUGUUUGAUCCGAGGCAAAGGGAAGCGGUCACUCCUCCUUUGUUUGCGAUUUUGAUUUGUGAGGUUUACAGGGAUUAUGGUGCUUUUUUUUACAAUACUGAGGAAGAGAAUUUAAAAAAAAAAGACUGUAUUUGCCAAACAAGACGCACAAAAUUUCUCUUUGUUUUAUAAGUGCCAUUUUUAUCUUGCGUAACAUUCAGCAUUUUGGAGUGUUCCUUUUUCGCAGGGUGUCAUACAGCACUUAUUUAACCAGCAUGUCAACAUGUAGGCGCUCUAAUGACUCAUUUUUAUGCUAACUCUAUAUCCAUAUCACUAAUAGCUGCAGUGCAGAAAAAUUAGCCAUAUAUGUUUUCGCCAAGUAAGGUGGUUUUGUUUUUGUUGUUUUUAAUUACAACAGCUGUGAUUACAGACAAGGAGUCAUGAACUAGGAAAUAUUAGCAGCGGACCAAACCGAGUACUUGAAAAGAACGAAUUAAUGUAAAAUAAAUAAAUAAAUAGCCAUAGUUCUGCGAUGAAGCAGCUCGGCUUCUGGAGCAGAUCCUGUGUUUCAGUUUCAGCCAAUCAGCUGCCUUUAUGCAAAUUAUUCAGCUGAAGGCAGCUCAUCAGAUCAGAGUCUAGCUACAGCGCUCGAGAAAGGAAACAGUCUUUCAUAGAUUUUGUUUUAUUUCCUUUUUCCGGCCUGAUGAUUUUGCGUGCUGAUGAAAACAGAAUACUUAAUGAUGAUUGGACGGAGAAGUGAAGUGUUUGUUUACUCUGCUCAAGUUCACAGUUAACGUUCUGAUUCCCUGGCAAAAAAGUCGUCAAAAAUGGUAACAUGAAACGCCACUUAAAAAAAAGCGUUAACUAAAUCAUUCAACUUUCCUCUGUUUCAAAGGUAACUGUCGCCAUUCAGUUACCUUCAUCACUUAUUUGGACGUUCUGUAAGGAACAAAUCUUAUGUAACUGCAUGGUUACAAGUUUUAGACGUUAUUUCCACUAGAAGUGUGUUUUUAUAUUUCACAUCUUUACUGGAGCACGACCAGGAAAAACAAUCCAAAUAAAUUCACAGAGGACCUCACAGGUUCUGUUACGACUUUUAGAUGACAUUAAUUAUUUUUUAAAUUAAUUUAAAAUAAAUUGCGAGCAAAUAUAACCAUAUAUGAGUAGAUUUGGUUUCUCUAAUCAGUUCAUACAAUAAUUUCUAUAUUUUUUAUGUUCUUUUAGUGUCAAACGAGCAGAAGUAUUUACCAACGAAUUACCAUAUAUUCUAGAAUAAAGUGCUUACCAUAAAUACACUAAAAAAAGCUCAUAUCACAAUCCUGUGCCAUAUAAUCCAUAAAAUAUAGUAAUUAAAGAUUGUGUAAUGAUGAUGUGUAAAUGGAAAAUGAUAGUGAUAUUUGGAUAGUGGCUUUUCUUUUCUUUUCUUUUUUUUGAAGAUGUAGCUUCAGAUUUUGCUCUUUGCACACCAGCUAGCUUUCCCAAACGUAGACGAGAAAAUCCUUGAACGCGUAUGACGUUUAUUUGCCAAAAUCAUCAGCAGUGUUCUGAGAUCGGUGUCUGUUUGGUGUCAAGCCAAAGUUUACAUCUCGAUGUGGGCGAUACGGUGGAAAAUACAUGUCCAAAUAAAUGUAUGUUUAUUUUCAGAUUACGCCAGUGAGAUCAGACUUGUUCUGAUUGGAUGUGCCAGUCAUGUACUGAUAACCAGUUGUACACCAUAUUGGAAUAUUCAGUUGUAUCAUGGGAUUUUGUGUAAUAUCAAAAAUAUUGGAACCACGCCUGGAUUUGGCUAGUUUUGGACAAAAAAAAAGAGUUUAAUGUGAUACGAAACACUAAACAGUCUGUUGAUAUAAAAAUCUAAUAUCUGCACGUGCUGAAGUGGGUAAAGCGCACUAAGGACGACUGAAUCCCUUCACUUUGCUAAGCAUUUAGCAUCGUCCUGUCCAACAUUCAUCACCACUGUGCUGAGCGUAGAUGUAUAUUUUAUUUUACAAUCAUACUCAUUUUAAGUGCUGAUUUUUUUGUUUACUUUUCACAAGCAUUAUCGUUUAGUUUGUUCAUAUUGUGUGUAGUGUUUAUACUGUUUACACGCUACCUUACAUGAUUUUAGAUGUAAUAUGUAUUUCACCAGUGAUAACUGAACGCAUGUUUGAAGAUUUCUAUUAGUGACUGAAAAUCACUUCAGAAUUUGGGGUGUGGAUUAAAAACGGUUAGUGCAUGUUAAUUAUUCGUAGACAUGUGACUCGUUUAUACACUGAUUGCUAAGUGAAAGAUUCAGGGCCUUGAUUAACAUCGUUACACACUGAACCCUCCUCACACGGCCAUCGCAGAACACGUGCACUAUCACUGGGUCGAGGGGAUUCCAUGAUGCGAGCGAGCAUCCUCCAGGCUUACUUGAAAUCGUUUCACUAAAACUAACCAGUCGUGAUUGCGGAAACAGCAAAAUGUCCACUUUUCAGCAAAGUGGAAACUUUUUAAAACUCUACAGCCAGUCAGGUGCAUUUAUGCAAAUUAUUUAGCUUAAGGCAGCUCAUCAGACCAGAGACUGGGUGGAUAGCUCGAGAUGAAAGAUUACAUAGGGUUCUCUUGUAUUGAAUUGAUUUUUCUUUUCUUUUCUUUUUUUUUACUCUCUCUGGUCUGAUUCAUGAGCUGACAUGGUCUGUUUAUUAAAAAAAAAUCCACAAUGAAAUCAGACGGUUUAAAAUUUGACUGGACAGUGAAGUCCCACUAUAAAGCAAAAUAUAAAAACAUGACACUGUCAUAUUUAUUUAUAAAUAUGAACUAAUAUGAUUUAUGAAUAAGAGUAAAUUGAAAUGAAAUAAUAAAUAAAUAUGAAGUAAUAAAUAAAUAUGAUUAGUAGUGAAAUAAUGACUACUCGUUAGCAUUAAGACCAUGCAUGUUACGUGAGCUGACCACUUGUGAUCUAGUAUAAUGCGUAAGAAAACAUAAGUUAGAACAUUUCUAGAUUUUUGGCUAAUAAUAGCUACUUAAGCAUAAUUCUGGAAAAUUUUAAACAGCCAAAGGAAUUAAAUUAUAAUUCUAACAAAUUAAUGAAUAAUUUGUUAAUUAUUAAAAUCGGACUGAUGUUUUAAGAAGCAAGAGAAGUGACACGGACGAAGCGCAUGUCGAUGUCAAAUAUAUCGAUAUAUUAUUCGGAAAUGUUAUGUGCAAACCUAUGCUACACUUUCAUGUGCAAACUCAAUAGGAAUUAAGCGUUAGACAGAACUUCGGUUUAUUCUGAUGGAAUGAAGCUAAGGUUUGUCCAAACGCGCAUGUUGCCAUAGUGACGUUAAGUCAGUAGAGUAAACGUGGCAAUAUUAUUUCGUAGAUUGAAAGUCGAUUAAAAUUAGCCUUGUUUAAAUGAUCCUGGAUUAUUGAGUGAGCUCGCUUUGUGGAAGACCCCGCCCACCAGGAGCUCAGAGUAAACGUGAGUUCAUCACGGUGUCGCACUUUUACAUUACGCAUGUGCAAUAUAAUUAUUAACGCUGAUACACUGUACACAAAUCAGCCCAGCUUACAGCUUCAACACAGGUGUGUGUGUGUGUGUGUGUGUGUGUGUGUGUGUGUGUGUGUGUGUGUGUGUGUGUGUGUGAUGAAAUGGAGGCAAUACAACAACAACAACCACAAAAAAUGUACUGUUUCUUUUAUUUAAGGUUUUAUUUUUUACAUUUAUUUUUAACAACAAAGGGCUUUGGAUCAAUGUGAAUAUCAUUAUCGAAAACCUAAUGAAUAAUGUAAAUGUGUAAAUGUAGAUAUGUGUAUAUGCAUACGGUGUGCACACGACACACACUAAUAUGUUUUGAUACGCAUUAAUAUAUAAAGCAGAGGUAUACAAAGAGAAGGUGUGGAACUUGAAUGUGUUUUGGGAUUAAAAACGGGCAUUUAUACUGUACUGUAAAUGAAAAAAAAACACAACUUAGCGCCAUAACUUUAUUACGAUCAUUUAUAUAUAACAGUGUGAUGUCAUAAUACAGAACUGUAGAUAGAGACAUAUGGAACGUAGUCAUGAUGAGGCAUGUGCCGAUGUUGAAAUCACGAUAAUUGUUAUGAUAUCUAUUAUUACAGGAAAAAAUGACCUGUUUAAAGACCAAUAAACUUUAUUUUUCUGAA